Emericellopsis cladophorae is the source of this 1104-nucleotide messenger RNA. RefSeq lists its product as uncharacterized. The record is from RefSeq and is a predicted model, not a curated record. The transcript is spliced from 4 exons. Bases 1 to 1104 code for a protein of 367 amino acids. Lineage: Eukaryota; Fungi; Ascomycota; Sordariomycetes; Hypocreales; Bionectriaceae.
AUGUCUUCAGAUGAUGAAGCCGAUCCUGAGCUUGUGGAGCUUCUGCGCCAACACUUCCAGGGCAAGCUCGCUGUAAAGGAGGAUGUUGACACCGGUGUCCUCGAUGGGUGCGAGUACAUCUAUGACAAUUGCAUCGACGUGGCUGUUGAUAUGCGAGCUUCAAAGGCGGCAGCCGAGACAAUUUUUAACAAAAUGGCUGAUCAGGGUUAUUCCAUGUCUUCCUGGUCUGAACAUGAACUUCACCCCAAAACCAAGGAUGAGGCAACUGUGGAUUUCAUCUUCACUAUGGACCUAUUGAACUUCUCUUUCUGGUCAGAACUGCCGGAAGAUGAACGGUUUGCGAUCGAGUACAGAGGCCGGAGAUGGACAGGCUACUGGAGUUUAGUCGCUGGUCUGCAAAGAGCGCUGGAAGAGGGGAUACCCAUCACAGACCCCCAAUUCUGGCGUGACGAGCGCGAGUGCAACCUUGAAAAGCUAAGGUAUAUCUUCCGGUCCUGCACUGAUGAAGACAUGCCCAUGCUCAAGGAACGCCUGGACUGCCUUCAGGAAGCAAGCCAGGUUUUGUACGAGCGCUAUGACAGCUCCGCCGCCAAUCUCGUUGACGCCGCCGAUGGUUCAGCGGCACGUCUCGUGAAUCUCCUGGCUCAAGACUUUCAGUGCCUCCGUGACGAACACGUAUACGAGGGCCGCACGAAGCCGGUGCGCUUUCUCAAACGGGCUCAGAUAUUCGUCGCCGAUCUGUGGGCUUGCUUCGAGAGUCAGUCGUUCGGCGAAUUCCAUGAUAUCGACAAGAUCACAAUGUUUGCGGACUACCGCAUACCACAGAUCUUGACAUCUCUCGGUGCACUGUACUGCAGUCCCACGGUGACAGCGGCCAUCAAAGACAAAAAGCUUCUCGAGAGUGGUGGAAAGUUGGAGAUGCAGCUUAGAGCUUGCAGUAUCUGGGCUGUAGAGCUCAUCAGGAGGGAAAUCAAGCGACAGCAUCCCAAGGCAGACAUUAACGCAAUUCUCAUAGAUUUCUUCCUUUACGACACUAUCAAGGAGAUGGAGGCUCAGGGAAAGGAGCCCCUGCCACACCACCGCACCAGAAGCAUAUGGUACUGA